CAAAUGGCGGACGACGCCGGUGCUGCGGGGGGUGCAGGAGCGGCCCGAGGGGGCUUCCGCGGCGGCUUCGGGACCGGGCUGCGGGGCCGCGGGCGUGGCCGCGGUAGGGGCCGCGGGAGAGGUCGCGGGGCCCGUGGAGGCAAGGCGGAAGAUAAGGAAUGGAUUCCUGUCACCAAACUUGGUCGCCUGGUCAAGGAUAUGAAGAUCAAGUCUCUUGAAGAGAUCUAUCUCUUCUCCCUUCCCAUCAAGGAGUCAGAGAUCAUCGAUUUCUUCCUGGGUUCGUCCCUGAAAGAUGAGGUUUUGAAGAUUAUGCCUGUCCAGAAGCAGACUCGUGCUGGUCAGCGCACCAGGUUUAAGGCCUUCGUUGCCAUCGGGGACUACAAUGGCCACGUUGGCCUGGGUGUGAAGUGCUCGAAGGAAGUUGCCACUGCCAUUCGUGGGGCAAUCAUUCUGGCCAAGCUGUCCAUCGUGCCAGUGCGACGAGGCUACUGGGGCAACAAGAUUGGCAAGCCCCACACCGUGCCCUGCAAGGUCACUGGCCGCUGUGGCUCUGUUCUGGUGCGCCUGAUCCCAGCCCCCCGUGGCACAGGGAUUGUGUCAGCCCCUGUCCCCAAGAAGCUGCUGAUGAUGGCUGGUAUUGAUGACUGCUACACUUCGGCCAGGGGCUGCACUGCCACCCUUGGCAACUUUGCUAAAGCCACUUUUGAUGCCAUCUCCAAGACCUACAGUUACCUGACACCAGACCUCUGGAAAGAGACUGUGUUCACCAAGUCUCCUUACCAGGAGUUCACUGAUCAUCUGGCCAAGACCCACACCAGAGUCUCUGUGCAGAGAACCCAGGCAGCUGCUGUGGCCACAUAAGUGGGUUUUGUACAAGAGAAUAAAAGGAUCAGUGAACAAGAAACUGGUGUGGUGGGAUUCAGUCUGCUGGGGAUUUGGGCAGGUUCAGGUCUGUGGGCCACAGUCUGAGCAUCUGGAAUGAAAUAGAGUCAAAGAAAACACUGGGUUGGAAGGGACCUCUAAAGAUCAUUUAGUCCAACCCCUGUGUGUCUCAUGGAGACCCUUCAUCAUGUCCUGAUGGGGUGUAGAAGCAGCUCUGAAGAUGAUGUGCUGUCACCUUCACCCUAACUGAGGGGUUCCCUGCUGGGGCUGGGCAGAGCAGUGUCUUUGUGUUGGUUUAUUGA
Indicator indicator is the source of this 1184-nucleotide messenger RNA. It is a transcript of the gene RPS2, whose product is annotated as ribosomal protein S2. Bases 4 to 861 code for a protein of 285 amino acids. Lineage: Eukaryota; Metazoa; Chordata; Aves; Piciformes; Indicatoridae. The transcript is spliced from 7 exons. Gene Ontology annotation, cellular component: ribosome; cytosolic small ribosomal subunit. Gene Ontology annotation, molecular function: RNA binding; structural constituent of ribosome. Gene Ontology annotation, biological process: translation. The record is from RefSeq and is a predicted model, not a curated record.